UUUAUACCAAUCCAAACGAAAUGUUGAAAAAAGAAGCAGCACCAAGAAGACUAAGAAGAAAGAAAUGGGAGUUUUGACUGCAUUUUACCCGACCCGAUUCUUCCCGACCAUCAUCAAAAGAGAAACCAAACGAGCCCUAGAUUUUACGUCGCUUUUCGUUGUUGAAAUCGAAAGGCGAAAAUGCCCAAAUCUCGUUUAAAUCUCAGUCUAAUAUUAAUUCGUCUGUUCAUCCUUCAAUUUUCAUCCACUGCAUCAGCAAUCAGGUGACGCAUUACUGCUAGCACCGCUAUUGAUGUGCCUUGGAGGCUGAUUGGGCGGCUAAAUAAGGCUUUUACUGAUUAUGGACUUGAGACUGAAGUUGGGAUGCGGAAGCAUAAGUUUGAAGGUUGAUCGCCGCCGAGGAUGGGGCUGAUGGUGCCAUCCCCUGUGGUGAUUACGAUAAACUGGAAGGAUAUCAGCCUCCAAGACAAUCACAUUUGCAGAACUACAGUUCAAGGAAGAUACUUGCUCUCUGAUGAUAAUGGUCAUGUAUGCAAUGCACUGUCGGUGGAUCCAGAAUCUCGCUGCUGCUCUGGAAAAGGGGAGCAAUUCUCUUGUCAUGGUUGCAACCUUGUUUCACAAUGCUGCAACUCAUAUGAAUUUUGUGUUUCAUGCUGCUUGAAUCCAGAAAGGACACGAAAGGAACUAGCACUGAAGGUGAAGAUAGCUAAGCCAGUAACUGCAGGGACCUAUUCAAGUGUUUUUGAUUUCUGUGCUGGGAGGUGUCGUCAUAAUUCCGAGAGUGUGGUUCAUGAAAAUGCUUACCUUAGCGAUUUCCAUCACUGUUUUUCUCUGCCAUCCAACUCGUCAGGGGCUACUGAUACACUCUUGGAAGCAAGACUAACUGGUGUUAAUGUUAUUAUUGGAAGGCAAGGGGAAUCAUGCAACUCUGUGUGCAAGUCAAGAGGGCAAUCAUGUGUACUAAGCAAACUCUUAGUCCUUAAUCAAUGCGAGAUUAUGCAGAAAUUUUUUAGCUGCAAGGGAGCAUGUUUGGCAAGCAUGGGCGCAGACCAACCUGCCGAAGUUGUUGAUGAUGCUCCAAGAUAUCUGAAUCCAGGAGCAUGCUUGUACACACAAACACAAUCAAUGCUUUCUUGUGAUGGCUUGCAUCAGCAUACAAGGAGGCUUUGUCCAUGUGCAUAGUGAGUUUAGUUAGGGAUGGAAUUCUAUCAACCUCGCUUUCUUCUCAAAUGAAAAUUGUUUGAAAUGAAGGAAAUCCCCUAUUCAUGAGAUUCAUGUCUUAAGAUUAUUGUGCAAUAGUUGUUUAAUGGAGAAGAAAAUAUCACAUGGAUCCAUGUUUGUAUCUAUAUUGUAGAAACUUGUGACAUCUAAUAAAAAAAAUUUCUUACAAGACAGUCUGCACGACUGCAAGAUACCGUGUGAUUAUUAUAUAGGAUUAGAAAAUGUGGGAAUGAUCUCUCUCUCUCUCUCUCAGUUGAAUCAAGGGACAGAUAUUUUGGAAAAUUAUUUGGAAGGCUUGUUUGACCUAAUCUUUGCUGGUCUUGUAUGCA
Molecule: messenger RNA, 1550 nt
Organism: Cornus florida
Lineage: Eukaryota; Viridiplantae; Streptophyta; Magnoliopsida; Cornales; Cornaceae
Exons: 13
Coding region: 403-1182 (259 amino acids)
Biological process (GO): positive regulation of SREBP signaling pathway
Source: RefSeq, a predicted model, not a curated record